UCAAGAAAAGAGCGUUCAUAGGGGAGGGGGGCGAGGGAAGGCGAGGAAAGGAGGGGAGGGGGCAGUGAGGGGGGGAGCAUUGUGUGAGGCAAAACUAUAGAGUUGAACCUAUAGUUCCUAGUUCAGGAAGCAAGUUCCAGUAGAACAGAAGGCAACAAAACAGCAGUGCUGUUGGUGGGGCGUGGCGGGGAGCAGGGACUGAACCCAGGGCUCCGUGCAUCCUAGGAAAGUACUGUACCACUGGGAAGUGAGACAAGUAUAUCUAACAUGGUACCAGGCAUGUGAGCUUGAAAAGGCUCUGGAUUGAUUGACUGCUUAGAGUAAGUGCUUCAAUUAGCCACUUGGAAGAAAUAGGUUAAAAAGCUAAGUUUUUAGUUUUCCAGCAUUACAAACUUAUUGCAGCCAAUAAGGGAUAGAAGAUAGACAGGGUUGAGAGAAAACAGAAAAAUGAGAACCAAGGAAAUUUUAAAAAAAUGUGUUCUUAGCAUGUACAAAGACCUUUGACAAAUAUGCUGUUAAAAUGCAAAAGUAUCCACAGUAAUAUAAAAAGGUGUGGUUUCUUAGUGACUGAGUGAUACAGGAGAAAGGCUUGACUCCAGAAUUCAACCCAAUCUAUAACCAGGUACCUUUUACACUUCGGUUCAUUAACAUUUACAACAGUGCAAUGAGGCAGGUAUCAAUCCACCACCAACAGGCACAAGUUGGGAGUGGUAUCCAGCUUAUAUGUUCAGCGUACAUGUGGCAGAGGAGCUAUUCAACAUCAAUGAAUAAUCCCCAAAUCUGUACAGAGCUAAGUAAUAACAGGUUUUAUACUGCUGUUUAAAUGCAAGAUCUCAUUUAAUUCUAUGCACAUAUACUAUUAUUACCUCUACUUUCCAAAAGGGGAAGGCACCUAAAAGAAGGAAAGCAAUAUGCCAACAGUCACCAAGAGUGAAAACAAAAAGCCAGGAUUGUAACCCAGGUCUGCCUGGUUAGGGCCAACACAUUCUCUCACCCUAGACUACUCUCCAUCAUUCCACACACAUGACAGCUAGUCACAGAACAUCAUAUGUAGCACCAAGAACUCAGCACCCUCUUCAAUCUACUGUCUCCAGUUUGAUCACUUUGGGGUAUGGUAACUGAACCCCGUUUUUUAGAGCUCCUUGGAGUGGGGGUGCAGGAGCACUCAUGUUUGUGAGGCCGGAGGUCAAACUCAGGUGUCAUCUGCUGGCAGAGCAGGAACUUCACUAACAUAGCUAGAUCAUUUGUUACAGUUUAACUUUUUCACCUUUAAUCAAAACAUAAGGCCGAGAGGACUAGUAUCUCUUUCUACUUAACAGAAGUAUAAACAGCAACCUCUUGUUGAGUCCUGUAACAAAUUUAACCAUCACAGUGGGCCUCUUUAAGCAACUCAAACCAAUGGUUUCUAAGCUCCUGCAACUAGAUGAGAACCAGUCUCCUAACUUAAUACAUCUGCUCCUAGAAAUGCUUUCUGCUUCUUACUCUAGUGACAAUUUCUGAAUCAAAGAAUGACAAAAACCAAAAACCAGAAGGAACCGAAUGCAGACUUAAGUAGUUAAUGUGGCAGCGUCAACGUCAGAGUUUGAUGGAAAUCAUCACUUAAGAGCUGUUUGAAGUUAUUAAAUAAUUUGUAUUGCAGAGCUGGAGAUGGCUCCGUCUACAGUAGAUACAGUUCUUACAGUUAUAGGUGGCUCAGAAACACCUCUAACUCUAGUUUCAGGGGAUUCUGUGUCUGCUGGCCUCCAGGCAUCUGUACUUUUUUGUGCUCAGACAUAUACACACUAGUACACAAAGAGAGCAAGAAGGAGAGAACAAAUGUGAAGAAAUAGUUUGUACUUCAUAGCAAGGACAUGCCAGGGGCUUUUUCAUUUAAUGGUACCAGAGACUUGGUAAGGAUUUGCACUUAAUUCCAAUGACAGAAAUGAAAACCUAGGUUAUUUGGGGUUAUUUCUCUAAACUGAACCAGUGUCAUUGCUUGCUGUAGUAGUUUUCAUUUCUAGGACGUGGACUUAAUGGAAAAGGUCUUUUCAAGUCUCCUCUAACUGUUACAACAUGAUUAUACAUCUUAUUUCAGUUUGGUUAGAACAAAGGUACCAAUUUCUACUAAAUUUUGGGCAAAACAAACAAAAUUCUGGCCCUUGAGUGACAAUUCAUCUUUGAGCCAUCCUGAGUCCAGUAGUAAGCAGUGAGCUCCCGGGCCCUCCCUCCAGCACUGUAGCACCUACCCAUCCCUAGGUUCUACUGCUGCGCUUGCACGGCUGCAUCACCGGCUGACUCCUCUAAACUGAAUUAGUGACAUUGCUUACAGUAGUAGUGGAUUUAAGGGGAAAGCUCUUUUAAAGUCUCCUCUAACUAUCACAACAUAAUUAUACAUUUUAUUUCAGAAUAUUGAUUCUUGUUGAGGUUUUAAUAUAGAAUUUAAUAAUCUUUAAAUGCUUUUGUAUUUUAUUCAAACUUCUAACUUGAAUUGAAGAGCUAGUUUUAGUGAUGUUAACUGCCUCACUAAAAGCCACCUAGCUACUAGGUGUUAAAGGGAGAUAGGAGGCUAGAGAGAGAUUCAGUAGUUAAAGUACUUGCUGCUCUUGCAAGGCCGAGAUUUGGUGCCCAAGCUCCACGGUGGCUUACAACUGUUAACCCCGGGGGCUCCAGCACUUUCUUUUGGGUUCAUGCAGCUAAAACACUCAUGCACGCUGGGGCGCGGUGACACACACCUUUAAUCCCAGCACUCGGGAGGCAGAGGCAGGCGGAUUUCUAAAUUCGAGGCCAGCCUGGUCUAAAGAGUGAGUUCCAGGACAGCCAGGGCUAUACAGAGAAACCCUGUCUCAAAAAAACAAAAAACAAAGCAAAACAAAAAAUACACUCAUGCACAUAAGCAAAACUAAACAUUAAGAAAGAAUUGAGCUGGAAUGAAUGUCUUCCUAUUUUGGGUCCAAUGUUUUUAGUACUCUAAACUGCUUUGGUUCAUAGAUAAUAAUAAGUACAAUCAAUACAAAACUGUAGUCUGCUUGAUUUUAACUCAUUGGUUUAAAUGCCAGCAUGCAUAAGCAAUGGAGACAAACCUGUACUGGCCUCACAAGGCAGGUAGUGCUCAGGCAAGUCCUGGUAUAUAUUGAGCUAUUUAAAUAAGCCAUGCAGCAUCGCUUAGUACAUGUAAGGAGCUGGGAGACUAGGAGAAGGAUGAUAACCAGCAACAUUCUUCCUGUGAAACAGCUGAAAUUGUUAAGUCAGUAAGAGGAUGGUCCAAUUAGACUCUGUUGUCCAUAUUUAUGGUGAGCCAUGCAAGUACAGUCAAUAUGAAACCAAGCUGAUUUCUAAGAAAACAAUUGCUAGCAUAUGGGGAUAACCACUACACGUCACUUUGAUAACAAGCAUGCCAUCUGACUGUUAGAUUGUUCUAACUGAAACAGCUCUGUUACUUCUCACUUAUAUCCCAACCUACCCUCACAGACAGGGUACUGAUGUGCUAAGGGAAGCAGGAGGAGGAGCAAGCACAGCGAGAGAGCCACUCUCAAGGGCCAGAUGAGAAAGCACAGUUUCAAGAGUAAAUUAAUUGUUUGUUUGUUUUUUUUUUUUAAGGUGCCAGGUGUGGUGGCACACGACUUUAAUCCCAGCACUCAGGAGGCAGAGGCGGGCGGAUUUCUGAGUUCAGCCUGGUCUACAGAGUACGUUCCAGGACAGCCAGGGCUACACAGAGAAACCCUGCCUCGAAAAACCCAAAAAAAAAAAAAACCAAAACAAAACAAAGGUAAGCAGUUAGAAAUGCAAUUAGCAGUGUGCUGACCUAACCGUGCAGUUGUUUGCUGAAAGCAGCUCAAACAAUUAACGGGGCGCACACAGCUCAGUAACCAUUCGGCUACAGGAGGAUGGACAGAGCAGACAAACACAGCAAAGGAAAUUAUUUCAAAAUGUUUUCUUUUCCAUUUUGUGUAUCAUGUUUUUGUCUGCAUGUAUGUACAUAUGCCACAUGUGUGCCUGGUGCCCAAGGCACCAGGGUAUGAAAAGCCCUGAACCUGGAGAUACAGUUGUGAGGCCCCAUGUGGGCGUGGGGAUUGAACCACGGUCCUCUGUAAGAGCAGAAAUGCCUUUGACCUGUUUGUUAGGCUUGGGUUCCUGGGCUGACCACAGUCAGAGCCCUGUGUGCUGGCUCAUCUGUCUGUUUCACCUUCUCAGGAAACUUGCUGAGCAACGGUCUCCCUAUGUGAAACGGAGCUGAUGAGAAGGUCAGACGAGGACACAGUACCACAGCAACAUGUGGGUCUCUGGAGUGAAAGGGUGCCCUCAGAAGAAGGCUGAGGCAGACUGUUGGCACUUCCUCUCUUACUCCGCCAUAUGGUAUAACCACAUGAAGAUACAGCAGAAAGGCACCAUCUAUAGACCAGGAGGGAUGCCACCCAGUCUAAAGCACUUACUACAGUGGCACAGACAGACAUGGUAGGUGAUACUAGUACCCUAGAACCAGAAAACCCAAAAGACAUCUUAGAGGAGAGUGGGGAACAAAGAACAGACAGGGACAUCACGUGGUGACUAUGAAGUCAGAUACCAGUGUAAUAAGCCUGCAAAAAUUAUGUAAGCAAACACACAGGGGUUAGUUGAUAAUGAUCUCCAAAGUCCUCAGAGACAGAUAAAAUAUAUCACAAGAAAACUAUAGACGAUCAAAACUGGAGAGCACAUGCGGGAACAAAAGAUGGAGGCGCUACCACACAGCUAAUGCUGUAAUAGAAAACGCAAUACGCCAUAGUCCACGCCUGCUCAAGUAUGCUUUUUCUUUUUAAAAAAUUUUAUAUUCAAUACCUUAACAUAAUUAACAAAGUAAAAUGAAGACAUUUCCAUCACUAUAAACAGUGGCUCAUACACUCCACUUUCAAGAUGGAUCAAAACUUUGUGUCUCUGUAUUUGGUUUGAAAAAAAUAUAAAAAUUCUUGGUUUUGUUUCCUAUUUCCUGUCCUGUCUUCCAUCCUCUGAAGACAUUUUCUCCUAAUUGCUGUUAGACUAACUUGCAGCACACCAAAUGGUACGGAAGACAGCAGAAAAUCACAUGGCAUGAAUAGUAACCUCAACAUUGGCUAAUGACAUUGAGAACAACUUGGAACCGUGAACAGGGAUAGGCUGUUUUCCUUUUAAUGUAUUAAAAAAAAAUGAAGCUUAAUGAAAAAUUCACAAAUGAGAGCAGGGCAUCGUGGCACAAGUCCCAGCACUCGAGAAGCAGAGGCAGGUGGAUCUGAGCUUGAGGCCAGCCUGGGAUACAGACCAAGUUCCAGAACGGCCAGGACUACACAGAGAAAACCUGUCUCGAACCAACCCCCCCACCCCCAAGUUAAUAAAUAAUAAAAUGAGAAAAUGUAAGAUGGUGCUGAACAGGGGAUGAUAAUGAUAACCAACUAUCCAAAACAAAGUAAUUGGUUGUAAGUGUAAGACCCUAAAGCUGAAUAUUGGCCUAAGUAACUUUAGUUUCUCUGACAAGCAGAGAAAGUAUUUAACAGCCAGGAAAUCCCCCCCAUCCCCCAAACCUGGAGUUCAUCAGUCAGAAUAACUGUAGUUGGAGGAUACCACCAUUUAACCACGAGAUUAUAAAAAAGCACUAGACAGUAGUCAGUCAAUCUUUAUAUUUAAAAAUAAGAUCUAGAAAUCAAAAUUACAAAUUAAGAAAGAGGAAGAACUUUGCCUUUUCCCUUUCUGCCACCGCCAUGCCAUCCAGACUGAGGAAGACCCGGAAACUCCGGGGCCACGUGAGCCACGGCCACGGCCGCAUCGGUAAGCACCGCAAGCACCCAGGCGGCCGCGGGAAUGCUGGAGGCAUGCACCACCACAGGAUCAACUUUGACAAAUAUCACCCAGGUUACUUUGGAAAAGUUGGUAUGCGGCAUUACCACUUGAAGAGGAACCAGAGCUUCUGCCCAACAGUCAACCUGGAUAAACCGUGGACAUUGGUCAGCGAGCAGACGCGGGUCAAUGCGGCAAAAAACAAGACUGGAGUUGCUCCCAUCAUUGAUGUUGUUCGAUCAGGCUACUACAAAGUUCUGGGCAAGGGAAAGCUCCCUAAGCAACCUGUCAUCGUGAAGGCCAAAUUUUUCAGGAGAAGAGCUGAAGAGAAGAUUAAGGGUGUUGGAGGUGCCUGUGUUCUGGUGGCUUAAAAGCCACACCGGAGGUUAAUUAAAUGCUAACAUUUUCAAAAAAAAAAAAAAAAAAAAAAAAAA
Messenger RNA from Mus musculus (house mouse), 6194 nucleotides. It is a transcript of the gene Rpl27a-ps4, whose product is annotated as ribosomal protein L27A, pseudogene 4. The record is from RefSeq and is a predicted model, not a curated record. The coding region runs from base 5685 to 6131 and encodes 148 amino acids. The transcript has a single exon. NCBI's taxonomy places the organism in Eukaryota, Metazoa, Chordata, Mammalia, Rodentia, Muridae.